Molecule: messenger RNA, 2520 nt
Organism: Danio rerio (zebrafish)
Lineage: Eukaryota; Metazoa; Chordata; Actinopteri; Cypriniformes; Danionidae
Product: kiaa0930
Source: RefSeq, marked validated
CGCAGAGGCAGCUGACGGAAGUGCCCGUGUUGUUGUGUGUCGAGAGCGGGUCUGCGGCGUUACCGUGAGAUGAGCGGCGCUACCGUGUCAUGAGCUCCGCGCGCAUCAUGGCAGCUCUACCGGGCCAGAGCGAUGAUUCCGCCGAGCCGGACGAGUCCCUGCAGCACAUGCUGAAGGCCAUCGCGGACGAGCGGAACCGCCUGAACGUCAGACAGGACCUCAGCGGACUGGGGUGCUUUAAGGAUGACCGCAUCGUGUUUUGGACGUGGAUGUUCUCCACGUACUUCAUGGAGAAAUGGGCGCCACGGCAGGAUGACAUGCUGUUCUACGUGCGCCGCAAGCUCUCGUACGUCAGCGAGGACAACACAGAAGGGAAGAAGGUGGAGGUGGAGGUCUACAGAAGAGACUCUAAAAAGCUGCCUGGUCUCGGAGAUCCGGACAUCGACUGGGAGGAGAGCGUCUAUCUCAAUCUCAUCCUGCAGAAACUGGACUAUGUGGUCACCUGCGCAGUUUGCACACGCUCAGAUGCAGGCGACAUCCACAUCCACAAAAAGAAAUCACAGCAAGUGUUCGCCUCUCCGAGCAAACAUCCAAUGGACAGCAAAGGGGAGGAGUCCAAAAUGAGCUACCCCAACAUCUUCUUCAUGAUCGACAACUUUGAGGAGGUGUUCAGUGAUAUGACUGUUGGCGAGGGGGAGAUGGUGUGUGUGGAGCUGGUGGCCAGCGAUAAAAGCAACACGUUUCAGGGCGUCAUCUUCCAGGGCUCCAUUCGCUACGAGGCCCUCAAGAAGGUCUACGACAACCGGGUGAGUGUGGCAGCUAAGAUGGCUCAGCGGAUGUCAUUUGGCUUCUACAAAUACAACAAUAUGGAAUUUGUGCGAAUGAAGGGGCCUCAGGGCAAAGGUCAUGCGGAGAUGGCUGUGAGUCGAGUGCCCACCGGAGACACCUCGCCGUGCGGCACCGAGGAGGAUCAAGACUCUCCUUUGCAUGAGAGGGUGACAUCAUUCAGCACUCCGCCGACCCCCGAGAGAAACAGACCUUCCUUCUUCUCACCGUCGCUCCGCCGGAAAGUGCCCCGAAAUCGAAUCGCCGAGAUGAAGAAGUCGCAUUCCGCAAACGACAGCGAGGAGUUCUUCCGAGAAGAGGAGGACGAAGAUAUGUGUAACGCAUCAAACCUGCGCUCCCGCUCUCUGUCAGGGACGGGUCGAUCUCUGGUGGGCUCGUGGCUCAAACUGAACAGGAAGGAGGAGUAUUUUCUGCUGUAUUCACACCUCACCUACGUGACUCUUCCUUUGCAUCGCAUCACCACAGAUAUCCUGGAGGUCAGACAAAAGCCCAUCCUGAUGACAUAGCAUCUCAGAGAACACAAAGUUACCAAGUGCCUCCUCACAUCAGGCCAUGAGGAACUGCCGCCCGCCGUCCGGACGAACGAACGAACGCAACCAAAAACAAACACUCGACAGCGGACGAGAAGAGGAGACGCCAACGACCUGCAUCAAGAAGUGCCUCUUCCAGCUGCCGGACUCCAGACCUGCGCUGCGAGAAACGGCGUUCGUACGUCGAGUUUUCAUCUCGUCUCCAGUGCAAAUAUCUAAAAACUCUCGAAUCAAGAAGGUAAGCUGAAAAAAACAGAAAUAAUACGUCAAAAUUAAGCGAGUUUUAGCUUUAAAACAGGCACAAAUGAUCCGUUUUCGCUUUAAUUAAGAUUAUUUUGCUUGUUUUAAGGAUAAAAACACUUAAUUUUGAUGUAUUAUUUCUGAAAAUAGACAAUUUUUUUCAGCUUAUCCAGAAAAAGCUUCUUGAUUUGAGAGUUCUUAGAUAUUUAGACUGGAAACGAGACGAAAACACGAAGUGCGAAAGGCGUUUCUUGCAGCGUGGAGCUAAAUCGGCGCUCCACUGUACGGUGAAAAGGGAAGCGAAACACAGUAAACCAGUGUGGUUCAUGUAAAUACACUGCUGCUUACACACUCAGUGAGACGUGCCGACCCUCACCCCUCCCUACACACACAGACAGACAGACAGACGUCUGUAGGUUUUCACGGUAUCGCUGGUGUUUCGGUGUGUGGUCUGUUUUUUUCCGAAGGAUGUUUCCUCGCAGCUCUAGGCCUUAAACACAGCGCUAACCAGCUCACACAUGACCGUCGUUGUCCUUUCUGAUCGCUGAAUGAAGACGUCCAGCGAACGUCCUCCGUGAUCUUCUAGCGAAGGUGACGUCUCUCCUGACGCUGGCUAAUAAUGAUUGUCCGUCUUGUUUCUAGGCCACACAUCCAAGCAUUCUUAAACGGACAGUUAACCAUGGCCCUAACCUUAACCUGCUUAAGCUCAAACCAAAAACACCACCCUUCUGUAGUCCUCGAGUUUCUUUCAUCUGUCGAACACUAAAGAAGAUGUUUUGAAGAAUGUUGGAAAGUGGUAGCCAUUGACUUCCAUUGUAUUUUCUACAAUGGAAGUCAAUGGUUACCUUUCUUUAAAUUAGUUUAAUUUUGUUAAAGAAACUCAUAAAGGUUUGGAAACACUUGA